UAUGUUCCUCUAGGAAUUAAAGGAUAUAAUAAAAAUAAUGGAGCUAUGUAGCCAGAAAACUGACUGUUACAAUCUCCAGGAUGUCUCACAGCCAGGCAGUCACCAGUCACAAAUAGCUAAAACCGAUGAGUCACGCACUUUAGGGAUGGAUGCAACGUUUUCAUCUAACGACCCCUACCUCUUCGCCAACUCAAUCUUAUGUUAGCUAAUAGUGCCCAUCGAAGAAGAUGAUAGCUCGGUAUGUGUGCCACGUGACCUAGUCAUCUUAAUGUAUGUAGCUUUGUGAUCUCUUCGAUUCAAUCUCUGUCUCUCUCCCUCCCCACCAAACACUUCGCCUAAUCACAAUUUUACCUACCAUAUUAUACUACCCAUACAUGAAGACUUAUGAUCAAAGACAUUUAACCUUUUCAUAUAUUUACACUUUUAACGAUUAUGUCUCACAGACAGAAACAACAGCAAAGACAACUGACGUGCAGCAUACACAUCCUUCGAUUGAUAACUGGAUAUCACGGAAUAUGGAGACUAUAAUACAUCAAUUACCAUGAAUGAAUUAAAACACAGGCCAGGUAAAAAAACACAUAGAGCAGAAUAAAACAGAUCUAUUUUAUCCAGUUGGUAUCCUGACCGAAAGCUGCUACCUUGACGUGGUGGUCGGGCUUGAACACCGCAAUGACCUAAUCAAGCUAUACUGGCUGAGACUUAUGUCUCUUGAGGUUCUACCAUGCCAGGCAGGUUGUUUGGAUAGCGGUUAAACAAAAAGCAGCUACCUCAUCCAAUACCAUGAUCCAAACAAAUUCACAAAAUUUCAUGCCGGAUCGGCCGUGGCCCGGAUUAACAACGACCGCGCUUCCUGCUGCCGUGUCACAGGGCGGGAGUGAUAAGUAUGCUACUGAGGCACACCAAACAAAAAAGAACAAACAAAAACAGGCCGCGUGUGACCGGCCUCAAGCAGUUGUCCCCUGGGCUCUGCGGUCACGCAACCAACUUCCACGGUGUGGGCAGCCGGGAAGUAACAAACGCCCUCACAAUCCGAAAUACACACAAAACCUCUCUAAUCCUCACUUAUCUUUGUCUUCAUCUUCAUCUCUAUUACCUUGCCUUCCUUCCACUGAUGCAACUCCUCUACUUGAUGGCUCCUCACUCCCUCUUCACUCUGUGUCCACUAAAAACGACGAAAGCCAAAAAACCACCACGGAUAGUCUCCUAAAGCCACGCCACCAAUUUCAUAUAGGAGCAUUUAAUGUUAGGACACUUUGCCAAAUAGGACAACAAGCAUCACUAGCUAAGACCCUGGCAUCUCGAGCCAUUGAUGUAUGUUGUGUUUCAGAAACACGCAUACAAGACCCAAGUGUGGUUAUUCACCUAACCCCACCUGGCCAACAGGAUGAAUCUUCAAAAUUCACCUUGAGGGUGUCAGGAGAUGCCACAGCUAGUUCACGAGGAUUAGCUGGCGUAGGGAUAGCUCUGAGUACUAGGGCAGAAAAGACAUUGCUUGACUGGAUCCCGGUAGAUAGCCGAAUGUGUGCUGUCCGUCUGAACGGAUCAGUAAGAAGGAGAAAGGACUGCACUACUCGCCGAUGCCUUUUCGUAAUCUCCGCCUACGCCCCCACUGACUGCAGUUCAGAUGAAACGAAGGAUGAGUUCUACCAAAAGCUGUCUAGUUUGGUGAGAAAGGCUAAACGCUCAGAUAUAGUCGUUCUAGCUGGUGACUUUAACGCUCAAGUAGGGAAAUUGUGUCAAUCUGAGAAGGAUGUCGGUGGCACCUAUGGAGUUCCGUGCCAGCGAACCGACAACGGUGACCGUCUCCUACAGUUCUGUUCAGAUAAUCAUUUGUUUCUUGUAAGCACUAACUUUAAACACAAGGAGAGACACUGUUUAACCUGGCGACCCCCAUCAUCAAACCAACGCUGGACACAAAUAGACCACAUAGCAAUAAGCUAUCGUUGGCGUGGGUCGGUAGGAGAUUGUCGCUCCUUCUGGAACACGUGUGUAGAUACCGAUCACGCACUGGUCCGGGCUCGUGUGUGCUUACGACUGAACGGACGUAGGAAACAGCUGGCGGUAAAACCAUCACGUCCCCAGCUCGAUCAGGAAACUAAAUCCCUAUUUGAGGAAGAACUAGCUAAACACAUAUCUGAAUUCGACAGCUGUGCUCACCCUGGAGAAGCCUGGAAGAAUAUUCAGUCAGCUAUAGAUACAGCUGUAAAAGCUGUGAAUAAGGCAAAUCCAAAGGUGAGUAAAAACCACUGGAUUUCGACUGCCUCAUCCGAACUGAUAGAUGCUAGAAGACUUAUUCCGGCGAGCUCCGAAUUCAAUGAGGAGCGAAAGCUGCACAAAAGGAAACUUACUAAAAGUCUCCGCAAGGACCGUGAACAGUGGUGGCUGACAAAGGCAAAAGAGAUGGAAAAAGCAUCGGCGAUAGGCAACACUAGGCAACUCUUUAGACUCAUCACAGAAUCGGGUGGGAGAAGGCAAUUCAUAAGUGAGACUAUUUCUGAGAAAAAUGGCUCCUUAAUUAGCUCUCAGGAUAGACGCCUUGAACGCUGGAAAGAACACUUUGAGGGACAAUUUAACUUGCCUACAGCCACACUGAACCUCCCCAACAUCCACACACACCCGAAUGGGAUAUAGACACUGGUCCGCCGUCUGUAAGUGAGGUCACAAAAGCUAUCAGUAAUUUGAAACGAGGCAAAGCGGCAGGACCCGACGGAAUUAUUCCGGAGGUGUUUAAAUAUGGGGGUGACAUACUAGUUUGUAGAUUAACUGAGGUACUAGGCAAAGUCUGGGAAUCAGAGACAGUGCCAUCAGACUGGGGUAAGUCACU
Messenger RNA from Trichobilharzia regenti, 2824 nucleotides. Lineage: Eukaryota; Metazoa; Platyhelminthes; Trematoda; Strigeidida; Schistosomatidae. The record is from the annotation of a GenBank genome assembly.